CAAGAGACUUUUCUUCGAGGUCAUGGAUGGUCCCGCCGCUCAACCCCUCCCUUUUGUGCAAGCCCCCUCUCUCACUCUGUUUGAGGAUCCCGACUCCCCCGUAUCGCUUUCAUGGCAGACAGAUCUCAGUCUGUGCCAGCUACCAGUAACGCACUUGUUCGUCCACGGAAAAAUCAACCUUGCCGCCCAUGGAACAAGAAUCGCACCCAAAGGCCUGGAGGAAGUCACAGAUGUUACUUUCGACGAGGUGCUCAUAGAAAAAAAUGGCAUUCAGAUUCCCUCGGCACCAAAGAUCAAGGCCUUCAGGUAUCUGAGCUCGCAGAGACUUGAGGGCUCUUCUUCCGUUCAUCAACUUAAAACUAUCUACGACUUUUUGGCCCUUGCAAAAGCGAAAUCUCUCAGAACAUUGUGUUUGAGCUUUCCCAACAUGCCGGAUUCCCAGGCGAAAGACGAGCUUUCGAGCCCAUUGGACUUACCAGAUAGGCGUACCGCUCGUCAAAACGAUUUCUUGGCUUCCAUUGAAUCGGAAGAAUUCAUCACGAGAUUACCAAAAACCUUAGCAUCUCUUUCCUUAACAGGCGACUUCUCUCACAUCGUGUCUACCGUCGAUCUCGCCCACAAAAGUCUUAAAGGACUUAGGCAGGUGGGCGUUUCUGACCCCAAAACCUAUGUUGCGCUCAAGAAGAAAUAUCACAAGCGUAUCGAGAUCGUUUUACAUCCUUUGGACGACGAGCCGGAGCAAACGCGUGCUUGGAAUUCAAUGAAAGUUUGUGACUUGAACAACUAAGCUUGGGACCUGGACAAUCUUGAUUGCGUGUCAUUGGUCUCUAUUCCUUCACUACACCCCUUUUUGUUUUAUUUUUAUUUUUCUCUCCCUCC
Molecule: messenger RNA, 879 nt
Organism: Colletotrichum phormii
Lineage: Eukaryota; Fungi; Ascomycota; Sordariomycetes; Glomerellales; Glomerellaceae
Exons: 2
Coding region: 23-787 (254 amino acids)
Source: RefSeq, a predicted model, not a curated record